AUGAUUUCCCAACUUUGCAACCAAAUAGUUUACAAACAAGAGCAACAUCAGAUGAUACAAACAAAAGCUUCUUCAACCCAACCAGCCGACACUGCUCAAAAUGGGAGUCAGAAUGGAGUUACCAAGAAGUCUACUUGGUCUUUUAAACAGAAACAAACACGUCCAAUCUCCAUACCUGAACCAAAACCUUUCAAGUCACAAGAAAAUCAGGGGAGUGUUGAAGACAAGCUGUCAAGAUGGAGAAGUUGGCUCCACAAAAGCACAGGAGAAAUAGUGCAGCCAUUAGUAAGUGCCUCGUUAGGCAAAACUCCUGAAAACUUAACCAAUGAAGCGAAACCAUCUGCCGAACUAAAGUCAAAGCAUUGGUGUAAAAAAGGACCACACAAGUCACCAAAACCACCAAAUACACUAGCUUCAACUGAAUCUGAGAGUUAUGAAAUACUCUCUACCGAAUCAAUAGACAUUUUUGGUGGUAAUGUGCUAACAAUAGUCAAGAGUUUAGAAGAGGAUGAUAGUAGACCAAUUGUAUUCGGAAACUAUUCAGGAGAGCCAGUUUACCAAAGAAAUAUUGAAGAGCCCGCAAUCUUUAAUUCCCAAUUAGUCAGGUUUAAUCAAUUUGACCAUUUUGAAGAAGCGACAUACCAUUCAUGGAAUAUUUGGAAAGUGGGGCAUGAUGGUACGAAAGAGAUGGGGGACAGUAUAGAAUGCAAAAUGGAUUUUGUUGACUUCUUCAAAAAGUUUACCUACCAAAAAGUGUAUAUAAUGAGAAGUAUUUUGGUUCCCAAUCACAACCUGUUCAAAAAUGGCUACUUGGUGAAGCUAAAACUCUUGUCCGAGAAGGAGUCUAAAGGCGAUAUGGGGUUGCAAGUUUUUAUGAAGUGUUGUAGGAAUUCAAUCCUGAAUAAUGUGCCCAACAAUGCUAUCAAAAUUAACGUCUGUGGGUUCACCUACAUUCGAAAAGGAUCCCUAACGCAAGUCACUCUUUGGAUCCACCCAAUCAUGAAUAUGUCUUUUGAUAUUUCCAAUCAAGUGAAAUUGUUAAUAAAACUGCUUAAUUUGGAGACAAAUAUAAACAAAACCACUUUGGUGGAUGUCAAUAAUGGAUCAAAAACGGAAAUCACCGACAGCUAG
Lodderomyces orthopsilosis Co 90-125 is the source of this 1131-nucleotide messenger RNA. RefSeq lists its product as uncharacterized. NCBI's taxonomy places the organism in Eukaryota, Fungi, Ascomycota, Pichiomycetes, Serinales, Debaryomycetaceae. Bases 1 to 1131 code for a protein of 376 amino acids. The transcript has a single exon. The record is from RefSeq and is a predicted model, not a curated record.